Syngnathus typhle (broad-nosed pipefish) is the source of this 2189-nucleotide messenger RNA. RefSeq names its product hedgehog acyltransferase like, b (gene hhatlb). The record is from RefSeq and is a predicted model, not a curated record. The coding region runs from base 479 to 2077 and encodes 532 amino acids. Lineage: Eukaryota; Metazoa; Chordata; Actinopteri; Syngnathiformes; Syngnathidae. Gene Ontology annotation, molecular function: acyltransferase activity. Gene Ontology annotation, cellular component: endoplasmic reticulum. The transcript is spliced from 12 exons. Gene Ontology annotation, biological process: negative regulation of N-terminal protein palmitoylation.
CUCCAUUUUAUUUCAUUGUUUGUGUGUGUAAAGUUCUCAGUAUUGUGAGUGUACUGCAAAGUACAGUUCAGUUGUAUUUAACUUUUACAAAAUGCAUUAGCAGUAAGGACAUUUGAAACAUUUGUUCAGGUGUAAUUAUUAAUUGACCUAUGUUUCUAAAUUUAAGCAGUGUUAAAGUUCCAACAGUGCAUUAUUUGGCAGCCAAAAUUGUCCCCCAGGGGCAAUUAAGCCCACCCACCCCUCGAGUCCCGCCCCUCUUUGUCAGCAAAAGUAGAAAUACAGCAAGUCACCUUUUCAACUGCUGGCAGCUCCCCUCUCAGGGAGUCCGCAGGACCCCCCAAAUUCUGGUCACGUUUCAGCUCAUUUGAAUAUUUUUCGAAUAUUUAGAAUAAUUGGGACGUUUUGUUGAAGCAGCUUCCGCUGAGUUCAAGGAACAGUUUGACGGCGCUCCCGUGUGUAUGUUUGAGUGCGUGUCGCCAUGGCGAUCAAAGCGGCACUUCCCAAAUAUGAGCUGUACGUCUAUAACACUGUUUUGGCUUUGGCUCUAAUUUGGUCGACCUGCUGGGUCUUUGAUGCAUCUACUUCAAACACAAACAGAAAAACAUUUCGGUCCAGCGUGAAACCAGGAUGGCACUACUUUGGCCGGAAAAUGGACACGGCGGAUUCCGAAUGGGCCAUGUGGAUUUGGACCUUCCGGGCUCACAUAGUCUUCGCACUGUCUGGACAUGUACUGUUCGCCAAGCUUUGCUCCAUGCUGGCCCCUCAGUACAGGUCCCUGGUGUACAUGGGGUACGGGAUCCUGGCGGUGUGGACCAGUAUGGGUUGGACCUAUGUCACCCUCAUCCUGUCCCACUGCAUUCUGCUCUACAGCAUCUCACUGGUUAAGAUACGCUGGCUGUGCUUCGUCACAGGCUUUUGCACGCUAGCCACAUUUAAGUGUCAGCCCUUCCUGUCCUGGCAGGCAGGUUUCGUGACGGGCGACUUCGACCUACGCCACAUUCUCUUCUACGGUGGCUGCGGCUUCACAAUCAUGCGCUGCAUCAGUUUUGCCUUGGAGAACUGCGAGCGCAAGGAUGGUAACUACAACAUCCUGGAACUCCUCAAGUACAACUUCUACCUACCUUUCUUCUACUUUGGGCCCAUCAUGACCUUUGACAAGUUCUAUGUGCAGGCCAAUAAGUCAGACCUGAGCAGGAAGGAGCGGGAGAUGUGGAACAUCAACAUGCAGGCCGUGACCCACCUGGCCAUCAUCCUGGUCGUGGACGUCCUCUUCCACUUCCUGUAUGUUCUCACCAUCCCAAGCGACUUGAAGCUACUCAAGCAUCUCUCCGACUGGGCCCUGGUUGGCGUGGCCUACUUCAACUUGCUCUACGACUGGGUGAAAGCCGCCAUCAUGUUCGGGGUCAUCAACACCGUGUCCAGGCUGGACCACCUGGACCCGCCCAAGCCGCCCAAAUGUAUCACCAACCUUUACGUCUUUUCUGAAACACACUUUGACCGAGGGAUCAACGAUUGGUUGUGCAAGUACGUAUACGAUUAUCUGGGCGGUAAGCACGACGACGUGUUGGCGGAGCUGCUGGCCACGUUGUGCACCUACGCCGUCACCGUCCUGUGGCUGGGACCGUGCAAGGUGGUCUUGGUCUGGGCCUUCUUCAACUGCUUUGGGCUAAACUGCGAGAUGUGGGCUGCCAAGUUCUUCUCCAUGGAGCCUUUUGCGUCUUUCGAGAAUGCAAUGUCAGAAGCAAUGUCCCGCCGGAUCCGAGCCUUCGUCUGUGUCUUCAACUUCUGGAGUAUCGUGCUGUACAACACCCUGAUUCUCAACAGUUUGGACUUUGCCACAUUGGUUGCCAAGCGUCUGCUGCUCAAAGGUUUUCCAAUAACCACCAUGGUCGUCAUGUUCGUGACCUACUGCCUGAUUCAAGUGAUUAAGGAGCGGGAGAGGAGACAGGCCCUCAUCGAUGACCCCGAUCCGCUUCCUCCCACGACGCUAGACGGAGCCCUUCCGGCUGACCCUGCAACUCCCGCGCCAGAUGCCGCUCAACCUGUCGUUGAUCCCAGCAAGCAAAAAGCAGAGUAGAUGAUUGAUGCAUGUAUACAGUUUUGAGUUUCGUAAUGUCUUGAAUGACUUGAGUGAAAUUUCCGGAAAUGUCUGUCAUGAAAACCAAUAAAUUAAACACAAGAAGGUAAAA